Trichoderma virens Gv29-8 is the source of this 2193-nucleotide messenger RNA. RefSeq lists its product as uncharacterized. The record is from RefSeq and is a predicted model, not a curated record. Gene Ontology annotation, biological process: potassium ion transmembrane transport. Gene Ontology annotation, molecular function: potassium ion transmembrane transporter activity. Gene Ontology annotation, cellular component: membrane. The transcript has 4 exons. Bases 1 to 2193 code for a protein of 730 amino acids. NCBI's taxonomy places the organism in Eukaryota, Fungi, Ascomycota, Sordariomycetes, Hypocreales, Hypocreaceae.
AUGUCGGACUUGGAUGUGGACGAGGAAGAAAAAGCAAGAAGAAUCGCUGAAGAAGAUCUGCAAGGUCAUCGUAAGCAAACUUACAGCGGGUUCCUUCUCGUCUGGCUCAGCUUUCAAGCUACCGGAGUCAUAUACGGUGAUAUUGGAACCUCUCCUCUCUACGUCUUCUCGUCGACCUUUUCCAGUCAGCCCUCAUGGGAUGAUCUCGUCGGUGCCUUGUCCAUCAUCAUCUGGUCCCUGACCUUGAUUGUCACGGUCAAGUAUUGCUUCAUCGUCUUACACGCCGACGACGAUGGCCAAGGAGGCACCUUCGCCCUAUACAGUCUCCUAGCAAGGUACACCAACAUCGCGCGAAACCGGGACCCUAGAGGGACAGGCAUGAUACGCAUGGAGAGAUAUCGUACCAACGAUCUCAAACCUGGCGGCAAGAGUCUUCGUAACUUCCUCGAGAAUUCCAAGUUCUCUCAGAUUAUCCUACAGCUUGUUGGUGUGCUGGGAGUAUCCAUGGUUAUGGCUGACGGUGUCCUAACACCCGCACAAUCUGUCCUUGGUGCCAUUCAGGGUCUCGAAGUCGUCAAGCCUGACUUGUCCGUGUCAGCAAUUGUUGGCAUCUCGUGCGCCAUCCUGGUCUUCCUCUUCCUUAUCCAGCCAUUUGGAACUACUAAGCUUGGAACAAGCUUUGCGCCCAUUGUAACCAUUUGGCUCCUCUUGAACAUGAUUUCUGGGAUUUACAAUCUUGUCAAGCAUGAUCACACAGUACUUAAAGCUUUCAGCCCCUCUUACGCCUUUACUUAUCUUGUCCGCAACGGACAAGACGGAUGGACGUCUUUGGGUGGCUUGCUCCUUGCCUUCACCGGUGUGGAAGCACUCUUUGCCGACUUGGGCGCUUUCAGCAAGCGUGCCGUUCAAAUCUCAUGGCUGGGUCUGACCUACCCGUGCUUGCUCCUAUCUUACAUUGGCCAGGCAGCGUUCAUCUCCACUGACGAGACACAAAAAGCUUAUACAAACCCUUUUUUCAACACCUUACCGCCUAAAACACUCUACUUUGGUUUGGUUAUGGCCAUCCUUGCGGCGAUUGUCGCCUCCCAGGCCAUGAUCACAUCAUCUUUUCAACUACUGACGCAGAUUAUGCGGCUUUCAUAUUUUCCUCACAUCAAAGUCGUUCAUACAAGCAGAAAGUUCUCUGAGCAGGUGUACAUACCAUUGGCAAAUUGGCUUCUAAUGAUUGGUACUGUCAUUGUCACCGCUGUAUACAGCAAUACCACGUCUCUCGGUAACGCUUAUGGUGUCUGUGUUAUUGCUGUCACAUUUAUCACAACAUGUAUGGUUGCCCUCGUUGCCAUCCUUGUCUGGAGGCUGCCUUUGUAUAUUGUCAUUCCCUUCUGGUUGAUCUUUGCCGCGCUCGACGGCGCAUACCUCUCAUCCGUCUUGCAAAAGGUCCCACAGGGUGCAUGGUUCACCAUUGUGCUGGCUGCCAUUCUUUGCUCCGUCUUCACUGUUUGGCGAUUUGGAAAGGAGGCUCAGUGGAAGGCCGAGUCACUUGACCAGCUCACGCUAGCAGCACUUGUCAAGUCAGAUCAGGCCAGUCCAAACUCAUCAUCAAAAUCUCUUGUCUUGAAUGAGAUGUUUGGUGGCGUGCCCAUCUCGACUGUGCCUGGUCUGGGUAUCUUCUUCGAUAAGGCUGGAGAUUCAAAGCACCUACCUGCAUGUUUUGUCCACUUUGUCAUCAAGUUCGCCGCUCGGCCAUCGGUUAUCAUCUUCUUCCACAUGCGGCCUCUUACUGUACCCUCUGUUCCCCUCGAAGAGCGGUACGUUAUCACACACACCAGCGGCCUUACCAACAGUUACAAUGUCACUCUUCGCCACGGUUAUAUGGAUGACGUGCUGCACCCAGGUCUAGCGCGCGAAUUGGUAGGACAAAUUGAGCUGACCAUCUCCCGCGGCCGUCGCCCUGAUGCAACAGAGCUUGAGACGCUGCGGGCCGCAUACGGAUCUCAGAUGGUGUACAUCCUCGGAAAGGAGGCAAUAAAAGUGAAGAAAAGUACUUCCAUGGCUGGCCGUGUUACCGGAUUCUUCAGGAGCUUUGUGUUGUGGAUAUUCUUGUGGAUACGGGAGAACUCACGCACCAAGUUGGCGGACCUCAACAUUGAUGCUGAUAAGCUCAUUGAGGUUGGAUUUUUGAAGGAGAUUUAA